AUGGAGGGGUGUAAGUACGAGGGGUGCGGCCAUGGCACGUACUUCGCAGGUUACGCGCGUCCGGCGCCGCAGAAAGUCCUUGGCGGGGGACGGGCGAUCCUGGCACAGGACUCUCGGAACCGGACGCACCAAGAGCACGUACGGCACGGAACCGCUGUAGAGAAGGGUUUAGAGAGCGAGGAGCAGUCCGGGGUGAAGGGGGUGUCCUGCAUCGCCAAGAUGCUGCCGUACUUUAACGUCGUAAAAGGGUUUCCCAUAGCGGUGGGGCACGCCUUUCUGCUCGGAGUGGUGUCCGCCUUUCUGGAUACCGUUUUGGCGGACUACAAAACGGAGGGGGAGCGUCCGAACCACGUGGUUACGAAGGCAAACCGGCGGAAAAUGAGCGCGCGGCACGGGAGGCUCGUUUGGACGCACGAGCACGGGCGGCCGGCAAAGGACGUGGUCAAGUACCGGGCGUCCAUGACCAUGGAGGAGUUGCUCGUGUUCGUGGAGACCGCGUCCCUGUACGUGUUCCUGGGCUGCCUGCUGAAGGAGCUGGAGACCGCCUGGUUUCACCUGCGCCGGGCGGUGAUGCACUACUGCCGCAUCUCCGACGGGGGGAUGGACGAGGCGCGCAGGGAGCGCGCAAAAGCUGACGUGGCCAAGUACGCGAGCAUCGUGGAAGAGGUCAUCGGCCCCCAAAUGUGCACCAUGAAUCUGCACCAGGCUGUCCGGCACGCUUACGAGCAGGAGACCGCCACCGGAAGCACCGCCAAGUCCAUGGAGUGGUUCGUCGAGCAGCACGUGGGCGAGCUGAAGAAGCGAGUGGCGGGCAUGACCCGAGAGCCACACAAGGUGGUCGGGAACGACGUGCUGUUGGAGAAGGCGCUGACUGACCGGGUGACGGAGAAGCCGCACUUCCGAGCGCUGGUCGGGCUUGACGAGGAGAGGGAGCCGGAGGCUUUCAAGGGGCCGACGGACGUGCCCGAGGAGGGCGUCCAGCUGCUCCACGUGGGGCAGCCACUCGGGGCGUCGCAGCUGAGCCCCGACGAGCUCGCGUCUCUGCAAAAUCACGCCGAAACGGUCGGUUUCACAACCGACGUGCAGCGUUGGGAGAUCCACGAGUUCCGGGCUGCGCGAGUCGGGGACCAGGCCUACCAGUCGAGGGCGCGCUACAGGACGGCCGCUCGGCAUUCGUUCAAUGUGUCCAUCAGCUGGAGCUCCAGUCAGACGAGGAAGAGAACGGAACACUUUGCCACCCUGGAGCGUUUCCUCAGAGUUCAAGAUAGCGCUAGCGCCGGAGUGUUGCGGAUAGCCACGGGGACAGUUUACAAGCAAGCGCGAGCGGAGAAAGGUCUGUCCGUGCUUGAUGCCGCCCAGCCAUUGAAGGUGGGGGAAGUCAUCCCCCUAGAAAGCAUCGAGUCGAAGGUCGUGUUUGCUCCGCACGACGAGCAGCAAGGCAAGAUGUACGUACUUCCGUGUUUCUCAAGGGAUCUGUAG
Molecule: messenger RNA, 1479 nt
Organism: Klebsormidium nitens
Lineage: Eukaryota; Viridiplantae; Streptophyta; Klebsormidiophyceae; Klebsormidiales; Klebsormidiaceae
Source: the annotation of a GenBank genome assembly